Messenger RNA from Apaloderma vittatum (bar-tailed trogon), 630 nucleotides. RefSeq names its product zinc finger, CCHC domain containing 9 (gene ZCCHC9). Lineage: Eukaryota; Metazoa; Chordata; Aves; Trogoniformes; Trogonidae. The transcript has 5 exons. The record is from RefSeq and is a predicted model, not a curated record. Gene Ontology annotation, molecular function: nucleic acid binding; zinc ion binding. The annotation marks the transcript as partial.
AAGGAGCAGGAGGAGAGGAGGAAGAAGAAGAAGAACAGAAAGAAGAAGGACUACGCGAACGAGGACGUGAACGGGUUUGAGGCGUACCUGGGGCGGAGCUCGGGGGUCGGCGACUCCGAGCUGGAGAAAGAGGUGGCCUUAGCCUUGAAGAAGGACAAGCGGCGGGGGGGGAGGGGGGGGAAGAUUUUGAAAAACGCCAUGGUAUGUUUCCACUGUAGAGAACCUGGCCACGGUGUUGCUGAUUGUGCUGCAGUUCUUGAAAGUCAAGAUAUGGGUACAGGAAUCUGUUACCGGUGUGGAUCCACAGAACAUGACAUCAGCAAAUGCAAAGCAAAAAUAGAUCCAGCAGUUGGGGCAUUUCCAUAUGCAAAAUGUUUCAUCUGUGGUGAGAUGGGGCAUCUGUCAAGAUCAUGUCCAGAUAAUCCCAAGGGAUUGUAUGCUGAAGGUGGCAGCUGCAGACUUUGUGGCUCUGUGGAGCACUUCCGAAAAGACUGUCCAGAAAAACAGAAUGCAGACCAGGUUACAGUCGGGCGAUGGGCCAUUGGAAUGAGUGCAGAUUACGAAGACAUUACAGAAACAUCGAAACUGCAAAAACCAAAAGUGAAAGUACCCAAAGUUGUUACUUUUUGA